This is a messenger RNA of Anas platyrhynchos (mallard), 6880 nucleotides long. RefSeq names its product lysine demethylase 4A (gene KDM4A). NCBI's taxonomy places the organism in Eukaryota, Metazoa, Chordata, Aves, Anseriformes, Anatidae. Gene Ontology annotation, molecular function: histone H3K36 demethylase activity; histone H3K9 demethylase activity. The record is from RefSeq and is a predicted model, not a curated record. Gene Ontology annotation, cellular component: nucleus; chromatin. Gene Ontology annotation, biological process: chromatin remodeling; regulation of gene expression.
CCGAUUGGCUGCGGCGGAGAGGGCGGGGCGGGGCGGCGGGGAGCGGCCGCGGUGGCGUCGGCGGCGUCGUGCUGCGGGGCCUCAUUGGGCGCGUGCGGCCGCCCGGCACCAUGGCCUCGGAGCUGGAGGGCCCCAACCCCGCGCGGAUCAUGACGUUCCGGCCCAGCAUGGAGCAGUUCCGCGACUUCAGCCGCUACAUCGCCUACGUGGAGGCGCAGGGAGCGCACCGCGCCGGGCUGGCCAAGAUCGUGCCCCCCAAGGAGUGGAGGCCGCGGCGGUGCUACGACGACAUCGACGAGCUGGUGAUCCCGGCGCCCAUCCAGCAGGUGGUGACGGGGCAGUCGGGCCUCUUCACGCAGUACAACAUCCAGAAGAAGGCCAUGACGGUGCGCGAGUUCCGACGGAUCGCCAACAGCGACAAGUACUGCACGCCCCGCUACACGGACUUCGAAGACCUUGAACGAAAGUACUGGAAGAACCUGACGUUCAAUGCCCCCAUCUACGGUGCUGAUGUUAAUGGCACGCUGUAUGAGAAGCACGUAGAUGCGUGGAACAUUGGCAGACUGAACACGAUCCUGGACAUCGUGGAGAAUGAAAGUGGCAUAACCAUCGAAGGAGUGAAUACUCCUUACCUCUAUUUUGGCAUGUGGAAAACUUCGUUUGCUUGGCAUACUGAAGACAUGGAUCUCUACAGUAUUAAUUACUUGCAUUUUGGGGAACCCAAGUCAUGGUACUCUAUCCCUCCAGAGCAUGGGAAGCGGCUGGAGAGACUUGCCAAAGGAUUCUUUCCGGGAAGUGCCCAGAGCUGUGAAGCGUUUCUCCGUCACAAGAUGACCCUGAUCUCUCCAUCAAUUCUGAAGAAAUACGGCAUCCCGUUUGAUAAGGUGACGCAGGAAGCUGGGGAGUUCAUGAUAACCUUUCCUUAUAGUUAUCACGCUGGCUUCAAUCAUGGAUUUAACUGUGCUGAAUCUACCAACUUUGCUACUCUUCGGUGGAUUGAGUAUGGGAAGCAAUCUGUACUGUGCUCAUGCCGGAAGGACAUGGUGAAGAUCUCCAUGGACGUGUUUGUGAGGAAGUACCAGCCGGAUCGUUACAAGCUCUGGAAGGCUGGGAAGGACGUGACUGUCAUUGACCAUACUCUUCCAACACCGGAAGCAGCAGAAUUCCUUAAAGGGGAUCUUAUGCAAAAAGUCAAGAGUGGGAAGCAGUAUGCUGAGGAAAUGGAAACAGGAGAAACGUGUAAAGAGGAGGUGGACGGGGAUGAGACAAAAAGCGUGCCGAAGCAUCGCAUUGGAACCAAAAGGCACAGAGUCUGCCUGGAAGUACCUCAGGAAGUGAGUGAGAGUGAGGCCUUCCCCAAGGAGGAGCUGAGCUCUGCGCAGGAUGAAGCAGACGCGGCACAGCCUUGUGAGAUACCCACAAGUGAAGCUGGGCAGCAGGGUGAACAAGGGCGCAAGCUUUCAGAUUGUGGGGGCUCAGCCAAAUUUGAAGAACUGAAAGCUGUGAAGCUUGAGGAGGAAGAAGAGGAAGAGCAAGAAGCAGCUGCAUUGGACCUCUCCAUUUCGCAUGCUUCAAAUUCUACUUCAGUUUUGCCGACUUCGAAGCAGAGUGCAACUUGCAGCGUUCAGCCUGGCUCGCCAGCAUAUUCUGGUUCUUCAGACUCUGAAUCGACUGAUCUGUUGCCAAAAAGAACUGUACCUGGGCCAGCUGGGGUGCUUACAGUCCAUAGCUACGCUAAAGGGGAUGCCAGUGGAUCUGACAGUGAACAGACUUCAGGAAAGAAAACCAGUGCUACUGCCAGCAUGAAUGAACAAGAACUGGCAGAGGCAGCAAAGGAGUACAUCAGAUCAAUGAAGGAGAGUAAGAAAUCCAAGGGUCGUCGCCAGCCAUUGAGCAAGCUCCCCCGCCAUCACCCGCUCUUGGUUAAAGACUGCAUUAGUGAUGACGAGGCAUCGGAGCAACUGACUCCUGAAGAAGAAGCUGAAGAGACGGAAGCUUGGGCCAAGCCACUUAGCCAGCUGUGGCAGAAUCGGCCACCAAAUUUUGAGGCUGAAAAAGAAUACAACCGGACCAUGGCUCAGCAGUCUCCUUACUGUGCUGUUUGUAUGCUCUUCCAGACGUAUCAGGCAGAGUGUGGAGGCAACAGUCAAAGCUCUGGAGUAACUCCAGGUGCUGCAGAUGGGAAGAUCCGAACCAAACCCCUGAUUCCUGAGAUGUGCUUCACUACAACUGGCUGCAGCACUGAUCUCAAUCUUUCAACCCCCUACUUAGAGGAAGAUGGAACCAGCGUACUCAUCACCUGCAGGAACUGCCAAGUUUGUGUUCAUGCAAGUUGUUAUGGUGUACCCCCUGACAAGGCCACUGAAGACUGGAUGUGCUCCAGGUGCACAGAAAAUGCCUUAGAAGAGGAUUGCUGUUUGUGUUCAUUACGAGGAGGAGCACUGCAGAGAGCCAAUGAUGACAAAUGGGUUCAUGUAAUGUGUGCUGUAGCUGUACUGGAGGCAAAAUUUGUGAACAUCGCAGAGCGCAGUCCUGUAGAUGUUGGCAAAAUCCCCCUGCAACGUUUCAGACUGAAAUGCAUCUUCUGCAAAAAACGAAGAAAGAGAAUCGCAGGUUGCUGUGUACAGUGCUCCCACGGUCGGUGUCCCACAUCCUUUCAUGUUAGCUGUGCCCAAGCAGCAGGAGUCAUGAUGCAGCCUGAUGACUGGCCAUUUGUUGUCUUCAUUACCUGCUUCAGACAUAAGAUCCCAUCACAGGCAGAGCGAGCGAAGGCUGCACUCCAAGAUCUGUCACCUGGACAGAUAGUCAUCAGCAAGCACAAGAAUGGUCGCUUCUAUCAAUGCGAAGUGGUCAGCCUUGCAAAGGAGACUUUCUAUGAGGUCAACUUUGAUGAUGGCUCCUUCAGCGACAACCUGUAUCCAGAAGACAUUGUGAGUCGAGACUGCCUUCAGUUAGGUCCUCCUGCUGAAGGUGAAGUUGUGCAGGUCAGAUGGACAGAUGGACAGGUUUAUGGAGCCAAGUUCGUCGCAUCACACGCCAUCCAGAUGUACCAGGUGGAAUUUGAAGAUGGGUCUCAGCUGAUGGUGAAAAGGGAUGAUGUGUACACUCUGGACGAGGAGCUUCCUAAGAGAGUCAAGUCAAGGCUGUCAAUAGCUUCAGAUAUGCGCUUCACAGAGAUCUUUGCAGAGAAGGAGGUCAGACAAGAGAGGAAGAGACAAAGAGUGAUCAAUUCACGCUACCGGGAAGAUUACAUUGAACCCGCAUUGUACCGGGCCAUCAUGGAGUAAGCGCUGCCUGUGGCAGAGGAAGAAGAUGCCCACUUUCCCCAAGGAUUUAAACGCUCCAGUACAACAGGCCAUAUUUGGAUGCUUCAAAUCCAGGGUUUUUUGUUUUGUUUUGUUUUGUUUUUUCUAAGGAAGCUAAAAAGCUGAUGCUCUGCAGUAGCUGAAAGGCAGCUGUUCAGUAGUGAAACAGAUCCCAUUUGCUGAAGCUGAUGCCUGCAGACUCCUGGUCUGAAGUUGGGUCCUUACUGAAUAAGCCAGCUUGAAGGGGGUGCUGCUUUCAUCUCGUCGAGCAGUCUUGCUUUUUCUAUUAGAGACAAUAUGACAGGUGGCGAACUCUUCUGGGAGUUCUAGCCAGAAAUCUUGGCAGCUGCAGAAUAGUACAAAGUCUAUUGUUUUAUCAGAAUAAUGUUCCUGAUCUUGGGAGUCUCCCUGGUGGCCACACCUGGGCUUGAGCAGGCAGUAUUACUGGUGCUUGACGUUGAACCUCUUUUUAUAUUUAUAUCCAUCUUUUUUUUUUUUUUUUUUUUGUUGCAAGCAGCUUCAGGCUCUUGUUUCUCAGCACCUCCUUUCUGAGGGUUGAGCUGUAGGCUGUUCAGAUCCAAGCAGACAGGAGGUGCUUCUGUGAACAGGUGAAAUGUGAAAUUGAACCCUGUUGGACAAAUUAUUUAAUCCUCCACUUAAUAUUUCUGUUCUGAUGCUUGUUUAGACUUACUCAUAAGUUUAACUGUAUGUGCCUCAGUAUCAAAAAAAAAAAAUCUGUCUGGAGCCCUGCACAGUGCAGCCUUCUAACAAGAAUAAGCAUUCAGCUCCCAAUAGACACUCAGUUCCCAAAGAUUUUCUUUUAAGUUUCUUCCCACUCCCACUAAGGCAAUAAUGACCAACGGGACAGAGUUCUAACUCUUCCUUCUUCAAAUCCAAGCAUCGCAGUAUUGGGUAUGACAGGGCAGCGGUACCUGAGGCAGUGCGGUACCUCUUCUGUGGCAGCACUGCCCUUCGUGUGGCCACAGGCUUUUGCUUACAACAGCUGAAUUUGGGUCUGUGAGAGAUCAAGCAUGCGCUGAACUGGAUGUAUUACUGAAGAGCUGUGCAGUGCUCUUCUGAGGGAGGAGUGCUGCCACGUUGCAGUCUAGCAAAGGUUACCACAGCAUUUUUACAGAGCGUAAGUAGGGCACAUCCCGGUUGCGUUGGAGAGGACUUGCUACCUCAGCAACAGGAAGUUGAGUUAAGCUGGGGAGUAGGUGUACCUCAAAGAUGUGCCAGCGUGCUCCUAGUAACUUAAGCAUUAACACACCACAGCAGGAGCCGUGUAAAUACACGUUCCUUUCCCGUUCUGUAGGAAAGGGACUGUAGGCUGUGGAGCAGAUUGGCCACCUUCCUUUUGCAUGGGAUGAUGAGGUGACUUUCCUGCUGGAGAAAACUAAGGUAAUGUUCUCCAGAAACAGUUUGAGAGGAGAAUUUUCUAGUGAAACAGACCUAAUGCAUCCCUGCUUCUAUAGGGACAUAGCAAAGUGUCUGCAAAGUCUGGAUUUGUAACUUUUUUCCUUUUGUUACGUAGGAACGCUAUAAACCAAACUAUUCUGAAACCCCGGUGCAUCAAUUUGUGAUUAGCAAUAAAAUGUAGUAUUGUGUAGUGAUACAACUCUUGACCAGAAAAGAAAUAAACUACAACUUUUAUAAAGAAAAUCUUCCUCAUCCCUACAUUUUUCUAGGGUCAGGAGGCUGAUAUGAGUAGCAAAGAUUUGCACAACCACAAUUUUUCAUGGAGUUCCUCUGUCUCAUUUUUGUGGUGGAGUAUCUUGUUCAUCAGUAUUGGAAGGCUUAAACAGAUUCUGAAAGGAGACAGUGGCUUUCCUUUGUGUAUUUUUUUUUUUUGUUAAUGUCCAAAACUCCUGGUCUCAGGGUAUUAAAUCAUUUUCUGAUGAAUGGGGGAUAGUUGAUAAAACUAGGAUCUAUGAAGGCCAGAGUCUAGUAGCUGUGGGUACUCUGGUCUAUGCAAUGGAAGCAGAAUUGCACUUCGGCAUCGUAGCCUAUACCUAAGCCUCUCUGAAGCGAUGUGCUAUUAGUGAAUGUGGAGAAGAGCUGGCAGGUUCUUAACAAACUUGCCUCUGCUCCUUCAGCAUAUCUUAAGAUACGGUAUUAACUUCACGUAGGCUGAACACUACCUGCAUAUUACUGAGAAAUGUAUUCCUUUUGCCAUCUGCCAUUCUCCCUCCAGGGAAAAAGAGGCCUGUGUGCAGGCUUUCUCCUCAAACCGCCAUAUAACUCAGCCGCACCUUCGGGUGCCACGUGCUACCUGUGCUACAAACACCUAGCUCUAAACAGCUUCAUCCUAAACGGAUAGCCUAGGACAACACAGCUGGAGUUGUUUGGAGUGCUGCUGUUAAACUGCAGCAGGUUUUGCUACCCACCUCUAGGAGUAUUGAGCCAAGAGCUUCUAUGCCUUGUUCUGGAGCAGGAGCUUUGUUCUGCUGCGUUUUCUGUGGGCUCCAGACUUUGCUCUUGUCAGCUGGCUGCACUGUGCUGGAGACCGCUGCCAUCCUGCACUCCGCGACAAAGGGCCUUUCUGAGUUUCCUGUCAGUUCUUGUGCUGCAUCGUUCAAAUGUGAACAUACUUUAUCCUAGUGCAGUGGUUGAACUGCGUUUUGGCUCCUGUCUGUGAACUUCAAAUUGGUGAUCCUGAUGUUCGGGAGUGGGGAUCUGUAUUAUUUGACUUGUCAAAAAAACAUUGGGUUUAUGGCUUGAAGCAUAACAGGUAGCAAUAAAAGCUCUUUAUAGAGCAGCUGUCUCAAAGGUACAUUUGCUUUUAGUUACCUGGAGUUUGAUCAUGACUGAUAACAAUUUUUUAAGUAGUUUGUUUUCUAGGCGUGUGUUUAUCGAUGUUACGGCAUCAUUCCAGUCCGGGCAAGGUGCUGCCAGGAGUAUCUGCUAGUCAGGGGCUUCUUCAGAGCGUUCAGUAGGAAAUCCUGCUCGGUAUGCCCCCUGGGAGCUCUCACGGCCCUUCGUUGGGUCCAUUACACGUGAUGCUGCAGGCAGUAGACCUCCUCACUUCACUUUUCAUGAAGCUUCCAUCUGUGACUGGUUCAGGUUGGACCCAUAAAAAGCAUUUUUAGUAUAAAUGAAUCAUGGUUUGCCCUUGUUCAGGAUGAGCUUGGCAAGCCAGUGGUAAUUUUUUAUAAGGUUUAAAAAGGUGACUGUAUUCUUUCUAAAGCACCUGAUUGCAGUAAUGUUUCUUCUGCCUGUGGCUGGCCUUCCAGGAGGCCUUUCUCCAUCAGAAGACCUCUCAGGUGACCAGAGACAGUACUGUCAGAAGCAGAAUCUGGUCUGCUUGCUCCUGCUCUCUUCCCAGUGUUUUGAGCUGGGGCUGGACUGAUUCUGCACUGUUUGAGGAGUGUGGCCCUCUGACUGAUCGCGUAUCGGAAGGCUUCCACGCAUCUCUGUUCUUCCAUUCUCUAACUGGGCUCCUGUUGUCUGACAUGUCUGCAGUUGUGCUUGUUUGUUUUUCUUUUUUUAAAUGCAAACAUGGGAUGAAAACAAGACUCUGGUAGCCUGUAUUUUGUUUUCAAUUUGAACAAGUAAUAAAUCUAAUCUCAAAAUGG